This is a messenger RNA of Rana temporaria (common frog), 799 nucleotides long. Its product is annotated as annexin A7-like. Bases 92 to 502 code for a protein of 136 amino acids. The transcript is spliced from 4 exons. The record is from RefSeq and is a predicted model, not a curated record. Lineage: Eukaryota; Metazoa; Chordata; Amphibia; Anura; Ranidae.
UCUUGUACCUCACACUCCCCUUGUAUUCUUAUAAGCCUAGCCAGUAUUAUAGUGAACAGAACUUCGGCAAUCCCCUGAGAGAUCUACCAACAUGUGGAAUCCAAACCAAGGAACACCAUAUGGGCAGCCUGGAUAUCCAGCCCCUGGAUAUCCAGCCCCUGGAUAUCCAGCCCCCGGCUGUCCUCCCCAACAAGGGCCUUAUCCAGGUCAAUAUCCUGCUGGUGUAAAUCCGGGAUACCCUGGACCUGCUCAGCCUCUUCCACCUGGUGGAUAUCCCGGAGGGUAUGCUCCUCCUCCAUGUCAACCAGGACAAUAUGGGCAUGGAGCCCCUGGGUGCCCUCCUCAGUACCCUACAGGAUAUCCAGGCGGUUGUAACCCACAGGGAGGGCAUCAUCAUGAUAAGCACAAAAAGCAUAAGCAACAUGGACACGGACACGGACAUGGUCAUCAUGGGCAUGGGCAUGGAAAGCAUGGGUCUAGCAGCAGUUCAGACUCAGACUGAAAGGCAACAAGAUUGGAUCCUUAUUUGAAACUAGAUCUGCUGUUUUUUAAUAUUGAUUUAGUGCUCAAACUAAGGAAAACAUUUAAUUCAAUGUAUUCAUGUAUAGAAAACAAUAUGUACAUGUUUCAGAAUGAGUAUAUUUUUUGUGUAUGCUGCUGUGAGAUAAUAAAAACAUGAAUCUGUGUGUCUCACAUGGAUAUUGCUGUAAACCUCAAUACUCAUUUGACAUGUUGCUUUACCUGCCACCUCUGCUGAUGGACAACCUACAUGCAAUAUUCCAAUAAACCUAUCCCAGUA